CCAAAGGGAGCAUUGGCAGCGGGGAAGCUCGGGGUUAGGGCCCUGCCGGGGGGACCGGGACAUCAUCUGGGGCGCUGACACGCUUGGCGCGCACCUGUACUACCCGCCGCAAACUAAAGCAACAAAGCGUCUCAUUCUAAAGCGAGUUGAGCCAAGGGACCUGCGCGUCUGGCAAGGGCUUUGCGGGGACCCUAUCAGAGCCGAUUGUGGUGACACUUUUGACGAGCUGGCAGAAUCUCCAAAAUUUGAGCCUCCCCUUCACACGGCUGCCUUUUGAUUCACUGUACACACAAUUGCAUUAACGACUCAAUUACACAAGCUCCUCCUUGUCUUCAAGCGAACGGGCCCAGACAACUAUUUUACCAAAGGGCUGCGUCUGCGCGUCGCAGGACUCUUGGGGGGCAGGAGCUUUCAUCUGAGCGUUGAAACUAUGGUUAUACUAUGCAGCCACGUCUAAUUCGCAGUCGCCGUUUCAAGGGGCGAUGAUGUCGGCAAACGGCCUGGCUCAAGUGGGCCAGACUGCCGCGAGCAACGCAGGCGGGGCGCUGAUCCGCCUUUCGGAGCUGCACCUGCGACCUGGCUUUGUGCGGCAGGUGCUCUUGGGACGCGCCGCUGCAGCCCUGCUGCUCCAGGCAGCAUACAUUUGCCAGUGGCUAGCAGCCAUAACUGGCACCAGUUCUUCCGAUGCUGGGGCCCAGUGGCAGCACGACCACCACCGCCACCUCCCACUUGCCCCCGCCGCCGCGCUGCCCCACCGCCACCACGAACUUAUCUUGCUGGGCAGUGCCACUCUGACUCUCAGUUCCAACCUCGUGCUGCUGAUCAACGGGCUGCUGGCCGCAGCCAGCGCAUUCAGCAACAGCCGGGCCGCCGGACAGCCGUGGCUGCGCCGCAAGCUGGAACUCCAGCCGCAGGGCGCCAGGCGCAGCGUGUAUGAGGAGCACGCGACGGCGAUGAACUUGCUGACAACUGGUAUGCACACGUGUGCACAGCUGGUAGCGUGCGCGGCCGACGCGGCGGUGCGUGGCGUGCCGCCGCCCGCUUCCCGGCUCGCAGCCAUCACCGCCGCCGCAGGCCUCAACUUGGCCGUAAACGGCGACAGCUGGGGGGUCUUCCUGCCGCAGUUGGGGGUGGUGCUGGUGGCGGCGGCAGCACUGGCAGCAGCGGAUGGCGGGACUGGGCAGCGCCUGCGGCAGGUGUGGUAUCUGGCCGGCGCUGCGCGGCAGCUGGCAGCAGCAGCGGCCGCGGCAGUAGCACUGCAGUGGUGGCUGCGGCGCCGAUGGCUGCUCGCUGUGAAUGCUGGUUCUGCAGCUACAGCAGCAAGUGCCUCACCAGGCGGCCUCGUGGCUGGUGAAGCAUCCGAGCUGGCACCCCAGAGCAAGUACUUCGCGACGUACCGUCUGUACCGCGUGUGGCCCCUGCCGGCCGGCUACUGCCUCAAUGGCACGACGUCACUGCUACUGCCGGUGUCGGAAGGUGACGAUCAGCCGUCACAGGACGCUGCAGUGACGAGCUACUGCCGGCAGCAGCGCACGGCGCCGCCGCCAGUCCGCAUGAGUACCGGCAGCCGCUACAGCCAAGGCUGGAGGAGCCCGCAGCUGCAGCAGGAAGAGGAGGGGGGCGCGAGCGGCAGCAGCCGCAACAGCAGCAACAGCGGCAGCAGUGCUAGCACCUUCUGCAGCAGGCGCGCCACUGGCCUGUUUUUCCACCGGCGGCGGACCGAGGCAGCUGCAGCAGCAGCGGGCCAGGCUGUGCCGAUGCAGCCGCCAGCGGCACCUUCACAGCUGGAUGUGGCCUGGGACCUGUCACAAGCGAGCGCCUCGGCUUUCAGGAUGACUCAACGAAACGACGAGGCUGGGCAGCCGCUGGCGGAGGCUAAGGCGGGGGCCGAGGGCAGCAGGACUGGGGCCGCGCCUGUGGCGGCUUGCAGCACGGCAGCGGGAGACGGACACGCGAUCUGUGGUGGUGGUGGCGAUGCCGCUGAUGAGUCCAGCACCGAUGCCACUGGGCAUGUGGAGGCCGUGCGGCAGCUGCGGGCGGCGUGUGCGACGGUGCCGUCGCAGCUGCCGUCCGCGGCCGCUGCCGCUGCCGGCCGCCCGCUGGCGGCGGCGGCGGCUGAUGGUGUGCUGCGGACGUCGGACGAGCUCAUGUGGCAGGCCCUGUCCACAGGAGGUGUCGGCUACUCGCGCGGCCCAUCAUUCAACAUCCAGCCGCCAGGCGCGGGGUUCAGCGACGCGCUCUUCUCCACAAGCCACGCCAUCACCUCCUACAACAACCUUUGGACGCAGCUGCAGCAGUCGCCGCCGUUGUUGCAACAGCAACAGCAACAGCAGCAGGGGCAACAGCAACAGCAGGCUCAGCUGGCACCCGUCCUGGAGCAGCAGCACUCAGUGUUGCAAAGGUCCUUUGCUGAGCAGCGGUCAUCCCCGGCCGCGCCGCCGGCCGACUGCGAUACAGCUGCCGCUGCAAUAUUCCCUACUGCGGAUGCAGAACCAUGUGCGAGUGGCACGCAGAAUGUCCUGUCGCCGCAUCGGGUUUCGCUGCCCGGCCGGGACCUUGCUGAUGCCGACAGCACGCCGGGGCAGCUGCGGGAUGCACUGCCCACGCUUUCGCUGCUGGCUCCAUCGCGCCCUGCCAUGCAGACGUCCCAGUCCUCAGGACGCAAGGUGUGGUACGGGGCAGCAGGCGUCGGCGGCUCUAUCAGUGCUGGCUGCAGCCGAACGCAGCUGAGGCAGAUGUCGCAGCAACAGGAGCAGCAGGGACAGGAGCAGGACAGCACGUCCCGGAGCCCGCACCUGCCGUCAAUCACGCAGCUGCACACGUUGCCGCACUACGUCCAAGCCGCCAACGCAGUCUCAUUCGAGGCUUGCGCUGCCGGCACUGCCGCAGCCGCUGUGGGGCCUGCCUCAGCCGCACCGGCACCUGCCGCUGCAGCGCCCACGGCACAGGCCAGUGAGCCGGGCAACGCCUUUGUGCCUACUGUGUCUGGUCAGCUGCUGCAGCUGUCCAAUGUUGACAGCCUGACCUCCUGCAACGGCACACUGCCGCCAGGGCUGCCGCCGGCCGCGUGGUUUCCCUCCACCUACUCUCAGGUGCGCAUGUCGCCUGCCGAUCGUGAUGUCAACGCCGGCGGCGCCCAGCUUGGCGGUGGCGAUGGUGGUGAUGGUGAUGGCGACGCAGACCAGCCGAACCCGCAGCCGCGGGGUAUGGCGGGGGCUGUCGCCGCAGUGGCGGCUGCCGCCGCGGCUGCGGGGGUGGUGUUUGACGAGGCGGACGUCAUCAGCGGCCGCGUGGACCUGGUGCAGCAGCUGCUCUUCCUGAUGCCGGACGCUGUUGCCUCCCAGCGGCCUCCCGGCACGCUGAUCAGCAGGCCCUGCGACUGGCCGGGCACCCCUGGCGGCGGCGCGGCGGGCGCCUGCGUUGCUCCAGCGCCGCAGCAGCAGUCUUCGCAGGUGCAGCCUUUGCAGAAGCAGCUGCGGCAGGAGGGUCCUCAGCUGCUCACACCAGGUGACUCGGAAGUGAGUCGGGUACACAUGCGCAUCGUGCACCCAGGGCUCCUCUCCAGCGCCGACGGCAUGCCCAUUGGGGGCGCCGGCAAGUCCGCUGCCGCAAAGCCAAACGCCGCCGCCAGCAGCCCCCUGCUGCGCCAGAGCAACACCGGGAGCACACAGUGUAUGGACGGUGCCAUGUGGGCCUUUGAGGCCGGGCUUCAAGCCACCUCCGCAGAGCCGUACGGCCACGCCUGCCACAGCAUGCACGGCAGCCGUACGCUUGCUGGUGCUGCGAGCGGCGCCGUUGUCGAGAGCGCCAGGAGCAGUGCGGACGCAGGGCCCGCAUGCUGCAACAGCAGUAGUACCGCGCCGAUGCAGCAGCGCACCGACGAUUGGAGCGUUGCCACAGCUGACGGCAGCUGCCGUUGCACGCUACAAGGCGGCAACGGCGCACGCACUCUUGCCUCGGGACAAAGCGACGUCGGCGCUCGCGCAGUUGUUUCGGGCCAAGGCGGCGGCACCGCUGCGCACACGCCCACCGCCCCGCCUGCGUCGGCCGGUGCAUCCUUUAUGGCAGCUGUUUCACAGCCCGCCGCGCUGCCGGCCUCCGCCCUGUUCGGACCCAACGGCAGCGGGUUCCUGGCCUCGCUGGCCGCCUACCCACAUGGCCCCGACACGGCGCCCACCUGCAUGACCCCCGCCAUCCCCACCUCAGCGGCCUCCGCCGGCCACCGGCGGCUACAGCCCGCGGCGCUCGGGCCGCGAAUGUCCUCCGUGGGCUCCGCUUCCGCAGCGGCUGGGCUGUUCAACUGGCAUCAGGGACCCGGCUUUGGGACCAAAGGCGGCGCAAACGCGCCGCAACCAGCCCUUGUCGCGGGCAUUGCCACCUCCGCCGCUGCCGCCACUGCCGGCUCUGCCCCGCCCUAUACGCAGCACAGCACGGGCGUGCCGGCGGCUGGAGCAGGCGCUGCUGGGCAUGACCCCAUGGUGACGACGAAACCCUCACAGGCCACCUCGGCGACCGCGCCGUCCCAGGGUGUGCACAGGGCGGGCGAGCGGUUGCACACACCCGCCGCGGCGCAGGCUGCCAAACAAGGCCGGCCCGGUGCCGCUGCCGCCAUCGAGGCCGCGGCAUCGGUGGCGGAGGCGGCCAGACAGCCUCGACAGCAGCAGCAAACGCAGCAGCAGCAGCAGCAGAAGGCACUGCAGCAGACCCCAGCGCUACCGAGAUGCACGCUGUGGGAGGGGGAGGAGGAGUGGCGCCAGUCGCAAGAGGGACUGCGCCGCGAGCAGCAGCAGCUGUUGGCCCUGCAACCAAGUAGCGGCGACACCGAUCCAGCACGGAACAUUGACCGCGCACGCUUUCGGUAUGACGGGCCGCGCUACCUGGCUGAGGCGCCCGCCUUGGGGAAGCCUGGCGGUGGGAAUCAGGCUGCGGUGACGCCGUCCGGGCGCCAGGCCAUACCACUGGCGACGGCGGCCCCGACGCCGGCAGCACCGGCAGCCGCCGUAAGGGCUCCAGAGCUUGCGCAUCACGGCCACUGUGGACAGGUCCCAUUGUUGCUGCAGCCGCAGCAGCCGCACCAGCUGCGGACGGCGGCGGCACACGCGCACACAGAGCGCUACGCGCAAGCGGCGACUAGCACAGACGGCGGUGGCGAGGAGAGCACAGACGGCGUUGCCGGCAGCAGCAGCGGCGGCGGCAGCUGGCGUGGCCGCCUGGUGGACCCAGUGCUGCGCCAAGCAAGCAACAACCACAUGCCACGAAUCUCCGAGCACUUGCCAACAGGCUACGUGGUUGUCAGCCGGCCCCUGGGGUUCGCUGCUGACAGCGGCGGGAGAGGCACUGCAAGGGCGGCAGCCGCCACGGGCCACUCGAGCCACGUGCCCGUCUGGGGCAUCGCGACUGGCCGUGCUGCUCCCGCAGGUCAGCAGGGAGCAACCAAGGCAACAGUGGCAGUAGCAGCAGCAGCAGCGGCCGGGGGCCAGCCCGUGUCGGAGCUGCCGAUGUCUCAUGAGCUGCUGGUUUGCGUGGACUCGGGCGCGGUCUCGUCACCGGCCGUGCGCAGUCAAGGUGGCGGCGCGGAGCCGCAGGAUGGCGACGUCAACAGCCUGCUGCUGCUCAGCUCCACCUUGGACGGCCGGCCGGCCGACGGCGCCAACUCAUUCCAGUCGCCGUUCGUGUUCGGGCAGCAGCCGCUGGGCCGCAGCGCAGCGGCCCUGCUGAACACCUACCGGUACUCGGAGGACGGCACCAGCGCCGGCAUGGGCUGUGUGGCCAGCGACAUCGCGGCGCUUGGAGGUGCGGCUGCGAACACUGCGGCUGGUGCCGCUGCUGCCGCUGCUGCUGUUGCAGUCGAGACCCCAAGCUCGGGUGCAACUGGGCGGUACGCGGUGAUUGACAUGGCAGCCUCAUGGCCCCUGGCGGCUCCGUUCGUGACGCAAGCAGCCCACCAGCCGAGCUGGCAACUGAUUACGCACCAGCACGCGCAGCACCUGCCGCGUGCAUCGUGGCAGGCACCCGCCCCGACUUCGCCCACGCCCGCCGCCACCGCCCCAGCCGCCAGCGCUAGCGAUAGGUUCGGUCUCCCAGCCCCGGAAGCGGUCACCGCUGCUGCUCACGUCGCAAUGCAAGCAGCCCCCUCUCACGACGCGGCGGCCGCGGCACCGGACGCCCGCGGGCUGCCGGGCCACGCCUUGCAGCUGUUUGCCCUGCCUGCAUUGAACGGCAGUGCAGCAGGGGCUGUUGGGAGCGUCGCCACAGCUAGCGCAAUGGCAGACGCCGGCGGCGGCAGCUCGGGAGCGCGACAUGCGGGGCUGUGGCCCUCGCAUGACAUGGACAGCACGGGGGGCGUGGAGCCCUCGCUUGCGCUGUUCGCCGGCAAAGGCACCUCCUGCAGCAACCACGCCAUGGCCAAGCUCUCCUCCGGAGCCAACGGCAUCUCCGGUGCGAACGGGAUCUCCGGUGCGAACGCGCUGGCGUCGGCAGCGGCCUACCUGGUGGCUGGGGGUCGCGUCAGCCGGGCCCGCCUGGCCUCGGUGAUGACGCUGGGCAACUGGAGCCCAUGCGGCAGCACGGACGCAGAGGGUGCGAGGGCUGUGGGCGGCGGCCGUAGCGGCAGUAGCAGCGAGCGGAGCGGGCGCGGGUCGGUCACAGGCUGGAGUUGGUUGCGCGCAGGCAUCAAGGCGGCUGUGUCUCCCGGGAGCACCCAGGAGAAGGAUGCCAGCCAGGCGACCGCGACCCGGGGCGUGAAGAGGGGCUUCGGUGCCGGGAAGUAGGCACCAGUGUCGACGAGUGCGUCAUUGCAUGGUAAUUGCGGUAUUCAGUACGUGCGUGGUGAAUCCAGGUGACUGGGAAGCAGGAAGGACCGUAUUGUUGCAUUUCCAUCACGGCCUCAAGUCCAUACUACGAAGAUCCGCGGUGAAGUCGCAUACACGUGUCCGCGGCCUUUGCAUCUUCUCCUGAUUCCGGGUCGGAUAGCGGGUUGCAGACACGUCGACGCAAGGCGCGGGCAUGUUGAGGUCCUGGCGCUGGGCUGCCAGAAGCAACGGCUCAUGUUACCAUGGGCAACUCGAGCGCGGUGUCGUGGGCAAGGGGGGCUGGGUUGUGCGGGGACAGACAUUGUGACUUAGAUGAGAAUGGCAGGAUUUGAAGAGCUGGGGGCUCUUGAAGAUUGCAGUGGCCAGUCAGGCCAAGGGAAGGUCCGGGUUUACGCCAGGCCGUGCACUACGAGUGGGUUUGUGUGCAUGCGACGGAGAACUGGUAACGGCAUUGCGUCAUAAGCGAAUACGGAUUUACUUAUGACAGUCUUAGCGCAGGGGCGCGCACCCACAUUGCGGUGCAGGCCCUGUAGUCACCCCAUGUUGUGCACGGUACUCACUAGUCACUACACUGCACAUCACUUUAGUCAGUGUUGCGUGCGCUGUUUUCAUUUUGAAGGUACCAGAUGCGGGACUGUUCCUGUACGGCGUGAAGAACAUUACUGGUGUGGAAAUAUACAACGCGUUGCACACUGGAGGACUACACUGCCUCACUUUUGAGAUUCAUGUCGGCGACGUUUUGGCUGUGAGUGGCACUGCCUGUUGUGUUGCUUUUGUGGGUUAGCUGGAUGUCAUAUGCUGGUAGGAAAGACCAGUGUUACGCGCUUGUGCGCGGGCGGGCGCUGGCAUGCAGCGGUUACAGGCGCUGGCAUGCAGCGUUACACUGUAUUGACGUUUGCAGCAUGUACACGAGCCUAGCGGCAGAGAUGCGCCCGAGACGGGGUUCCUGCGUUAGGAACCCUUGCAGGCGGUUUUCAUCUUGCCUUGACUUUGUGUUCCGUUUACGUUGAUAUUAUCCAUUUUCUUCUAAUAGCGAGGGGUUGCCUGUCGAGAUGGCGUGGCCGCGUGAGGCCACAGUGUUGGGCGCCGCUUGGGGCAACCUGUUACUUGCAAACUCGCGCAGUCAUGCAGGCGACCAGAUGCGGGGGGCCGAGCGAGACGUGGGUUCCCACCUGUACGCUCGGGGCAGUAGGAGAUGGGAUGAGCAGGAGCCGUGCGCUCGCUUAGGGCAUACGCAGGCGCACCUCAAGUAUUGGUGGGGGGCCUGAAAGCGUGGCAUGGCAGGGGCAGGGCUCCAGCCAGGCAGGCAGGAGGAGGGAGAGACGAGGGAAAGGAACUACGGGAGGUCGAGGUGAGAGGGCCGUGCAGGCACACUCCCGGGGCUGGUGGCGAUGCGCAUUGCCUUGGACCGUUUUGGACGUGGGGUGGGACUGGCAUGAUGGCGUAGGUGGCUGAUGUUUGGUAAGGGACUAAAGGUGCAGCAGCUAUGGCCGAUGACGACUUACGGACGUAACAUGAGAUUCACCGGUGUCGCAGAAGCACUAAUUCUUACGGCUGGGUGGGGUUUGAGGGGACCUCGGGGAGUUGGGGCUUUGGGGCGUCAGCGGGAACGGUGGGGACUGGGGGGUACCGUAGUUACUCGAAUCCC
Messenger RNA from Chlamydomonas reinhardtii, 8460 nucleotides. RefSeq lists its product as uncharacterized. The record is from RefSeq and is a predicted model, not a curated record. The transcript is spliced from 4 exons. Lineage: Eukaryota; Viridiplantae; Chlorophyta; Chlorophyceae; Chlamydomonadales; Chlamydomonadaceae. The coding region runs from base 486 to 6770 and encodes 2094 amino acids.